This is a messenger RNA of Apus apus (common swift), 2577 nucleotides long. It is a transcript of the gene ADCK2, whose product is annotated as aarF domain containing kinase 2. The record is from RefSeq and is a predicted model, not a curated record. The transcript is spliced from 8 exons. Bases 4 to 1866 code for a protein of 620 amino acids. Gene Ontology annotation, cellular component: mitochondrion. Lineage: Eukaryota; Metazoa; Chordata; Aves; Apodiformes; Apodidae.
GUGAUGGCGGCGGGCGCUGCGGCGCGGCUGCUGCGGCUGCCGCGGGCGCUGCGGGGCCGGGCGCGGGCGGCGCUGUGCGGCGGGGCGGCCGCGGGGCGCGGCGGGCGGCGGGCGGGGCGCUGGGUGGCGGUGGCCUUGGCGGUGCCCGCGGCCGGGGCUGGGUGGGAGGAGAGGCCGGGGCAGGCGGUGCCGGUCUGGGUCGGGGAGCGCGGCCCGCAGCGGCAGCCCUGGGCUUUGCUGCGGCGCUUGGGCCUGGUUCUCCGGCUGAGCCUGCGGGCGUGCGGGUUGCUGCUGCGCUUCGGGCCUCUGCUGCUGCUCUACCCGCUGAGCCGGCUGUGGCCGGGCCUGGGCGCCCGCUGGCUGCGGCUGCUGCGGAGAGCAGCCGAGGCUGCGGGCCCCACCUGCAUCAAGCUGGGCCAGUGGGCCAGCACCCGGAGAGACCUCUUCUCCGAGGCCUUCUGCGAUGAGUUUUCCAAGCUGCACGUUGAGGUGAGCCCGCACCCGUGGAGCCACACGGACGAGCUCCUGAGGAAGGCCUUUGGCACGGACUGGACGGGCAUCCUCAAGUUCCAAAGCCAGGAGCCGGUCGGCUCGGGCUGUGUCGCGCAGGUGUAUAAAGCCUACGCUGACCUGCCUGCUGCCGCCGGCUCCCGGGCCGCGGAGGUAGCACGGUGCUCCGAGGCGGGUUCAGCUUUUGAAGCGUGGGAAGUCUCAGGCUUUAGGGGCCUCCUCAGGUGGCUGAGGAGGUGGAAGAGCGAGAAGAUGUGGGACAAGAGGAGCCGGGAAGAGCUGAGCCCAGCAGAUUGCUCCCGGGGAAGUCCUGUGAGUGGUGCAUCUGUUAUGGAGCAGAUGACUAAACCAGUCCUGAGUGCAGCUCCUUUAUCAGCCAGACAUCUCACACCUGUAGCCAUUAAAGUCCUGCACCCUGGGCUGGUCAACCAAGUCCAGAUGGAUCUGUUUCUCAUGAAGAUGGGUAGUCGCAUCAUUGGACUUCUCCCUGGAUUCAAGUGGCUCAGUUUGACAGAGGUCGUGGAGGAGUUUGAGAAGCUUAUGAUUCAGCAGAUUGAUUUGCGCUAUGAAGCCAGAAACCUGGAGCGCUUCCGACAGAAUUUCCUACAUGUGGAUUUUGUGAAGUUCCCAACUCCCCUUUGGCCUUUGGUAACAACAGAUGUUCUAGUGGAGACAUUUGAGGAGAGUGAGCCUAUUUCUCACUACCUGCACGCAGAGAUUGCUGCAGAGCUGAGGCAGAGACUGGCAAAGAUGGGCAUGGACAUGCUGCUAAAGAUGGUCUUUGUUGACAACUUUGUCCACGCUGACCUGCACCCUGGCAACAUCCUGGUUCAAGGCACAGCCCACGCCAGCAGCAGCUGCAGGGAGCAGACAACCAUCGUGGACCUGUGUGAUACACUCGUGGUGGAGGUGAAGCCGCCCCUCCGGCGGCUCUGCUUGGUGCUGCUGGACGCGGGGAUCGUGGCGGAGCUGCAGAGCGCUGACAUGCAGAACUUCAGGGCCGUGUUCACUGCUGUGGUCCAGGGGCAGGGGGAGAGGGUAGCAGAACUGAUCCUUCAUCAUGCCCGUGCUAACCAGUGCCAGGAUAUUGAGCGAUUCAAAGCUGAGAUGGCGGAACUAGUGACCAGGGUCCGGGGGAACACCAUUGCCCUUGGAAAGCUUCAAGUGGCAGAUCUCCUCUCAAAUGUGUUUAAACUAUUGAUGACCCAUAAGGUGAAGCUCGAGAGCAAUUUUGCUUCCAUCAUCUUUGCCAUCAUGGUUCUGGAAGGUCUCGGUCGUUCACUGGACCCUGAACUGGACAUCCUAGAGGCAGCUAAACCAUUGCUCAUCAAAACAGCAGCUUCUGUCCUCGAAUAGACUCUUGUGGCUGUUCUCCUCUCGCUAUGCAGGGUUACCUGUGCUGUUGGUGAGCUGCUGGAGAAAGAAGCUGAAGAUGAGAAGUCACAUGUAUCUCGGGGAAGUGCCAUGCAGUGGGUUACUCUCCAUUAAUGCUGCCUUCAGUCAUUUCAGCCAAGCACCAGGCAUGGGAUGAUAGAAGGUCUGUUCAAACCAGUAUGACUUUGCACAAUUGGAGAGUUCUGACUCAUAACACAGUUCUAUGAGCUAAUGUGCUCUAGUAGUUCUUAAACUGAUGUAACAUGUAGUUUAGGUGCACAAGAUCACUGCAGCCUGAUGAGAAAAGCAGUCUUGUCUAAAAGUAUUUUAAAAAUGUUAAUUGAUCAAGACCAUUUUGAAACUUAUACAGUUAAAUAUUUAAAGUUAAUGUACUGACUUACCAGUCACUGUGUGUGAGAAAUUAUGUUCUAACACCACUGAAGCAACUCAUUCAAGCUGAAAAAAGCCAAUAAAACUUUUUGGGUUUUUUUUACUUUCUACUUCUACUUUUAUUGUAGAAGUGUCCUGAGAUCCCGCACAUUUUGGAUGAUAAAAACAGAAGAGUCAAUCUGAUUUUUCAAACUUCUAUACCCUAGCACAAUACUGUAGGAGUUUGGAUUAUAAACAGCAAAAGAAAAUAUUUGUCUAGGCAGAAAAGCUAAUUCCAUAAUAAAAACAACUUUGGGGAAUAUA